GUCGCAGUGGCUGUCCUUCCUCGCACACCUCUGGUUUCUGAUCUCUUCAUCCAAACAGUAACCACAAACAAACUACGCCAGAAAACAAAAACCUCCCUCCCUCACUCCCUCCUUUCUUUCAUCAAAUUUCCUUUUCUUAGAAGGAAAAAAGAAAAAUGACAGUAAACUUAGGCUCCUCCUCCUGCCUCUCUCUCUUGUUCUCACACUCUCCUCCUCCUCCAGUCUCCAAACUCUUUCCAAAACCAAACUACAUUACUAAAGCCACUCUCAUCUCCCUCGUAUUUUCUUUCAAUAAAAUCACUCCAUUCCUUUCCACUUCAAGAACACCGUCUUUAAAACCACUCCCUUUUUCCCUAAGCCAAUCCGAUAACGGCAUCGUAGACAACACCAACUCUGUUUUAUCACUAAACGAAGAGUCACUUUCUAGAGUCUCCGCUGCUAAAGACGCCAAUGAAGCAUUACAAAUUAUCGCCGAAAUUACUAACAGAAGCAACGGUUUAGUUAGUGUAACCGAUUGUUGUUGUAUUAUAACGGCCGCCAUUGAUCGCAGCAAUGCCGAUUUGGCUCUCUCUGUUUUUUACGCUAUGCGUUCCAGCUUCGACCAAGGUAGUGAUACUGAGAUUGAGAGAUGGAAAUGGUCACGGCCGGAUGUCAGUGUUUACACGUCAUUAGUUCAAGGUCUUGCUGCGGCUUUGAAGGUUUCUGACGCUCUUAAGAUGAUUGAUUAUAUUUGCCGCAUUGGAGUUUCGCCUAGCGAAGAGGUUCCGUUCGGGAAGGUAGUGAGAUGUCCAACUUGUAUGAUAGCUGUUGCUGUUGCACAACCUCAGCAUGGCAUUCAGAUUGCAUCUUGUGCCAAGUGCCGAUACCAGUAUGAGCUUGUUUCUGGGGAUAUCACUAGUAUUGACUCAGAAGCAAUCAGCAUGGAUCUUCCAGCUUGGGAAAGGGGGCUGAGAUUUUUGCAAAUAAUGAAGCAAAGUAUUCCUGCAGCUGUUCACUCCAUUGUGGUACAGACCCCUUCUGGUAUGGCACGGACACAGAGAUUUGCUACUGAAACAGUUGACCUUCCAGCACAAGAAGGUGAAAGGGUGACCAUUUCUUCAGCAGCUCCAUCAAAUAUUUAUAGAAAUGUUGGCCCUUUUAAAUUUAGUCCAAAGGCGCCCAAUGUCUACCCUGGAGAACCUUUGUGCCUGAUGAACCAUGAAAAUGAUCGGGAGUCACUUCUGUUAAGAGCCCCUGUAAAAGAUGGAAAGUUAUCCUUGCUUAACCCUUCUGUCCUUGUUCCACUUCUUGCUGUCUUGGCUACUGGAGACGCUGCAUCUGGUAUUAUUGAUCCCAGCUUGCCCCAGUUCCUUUUAGUUGCUGCUAUUUCUUCUCUGGGUGUUGGAGCUACUCUAAAUAAACUAGUUCUCCCGAGAUUGAACCAGCUUCCUCAAAAGUCAGUGGAUGUAACUGGAAUCAAGCAGAAGCUGAUCACCUCCUCUUCUUUCUCCUUCAAAAUUAUUUUUAUAAACACGAUAACGUAACCCUCCAUAAAUACUGCACUUCAUUCUCUCUUGCUAA
Messenger RNA from Populus nigra (black poplar), 1560 nucleotides. RefSeq lists its product as uncharacterized. The transcript is spliced from 7 exons. Gene Ontology annotation, molecular function: protein binding. Bases 156 to 1523 code for a protein of 455 amino acids. The record is from RefSeq and is a predicted model, not a curated record. NCBI's taxonomy places the organism in Eukaryota, Viridiplantae, Streptophyta, Magnoliopsida, Malpighiales, Salicaceae.